AUGACACAUUUUAACAGAUUCAAUAUCGUCUCCAUCUGUAUCCUUUCUUUCGGUGCCUUCUUUUACGGUUAUGACUCUGGCCUCACUACCUCGAUUCUGGGCUAUCCUCAGUUCAUUGGAUAUUUUAAACUGAAUUCCAAUACUAUUGGUGCCCUCGGAUCAUGUUACUAUGCGGGUAGUUUCUUCGGCUCGGGCAUGAAUUUCUGGCUGCCGGAUAUUUACGGUCGAAAGCGAACUAUUUACAUCGCAUGCGUAAUCGCCAUUGUUGGCGCCAUCCUACAGACUGCUGCUCAGAAUAUUGAGAUGCUUUUUGUCGGUCGAGUCAUCGGCGGCGUCGCUUCUGGUAUCGUCUUUGGAGUCUGCCCGAUGUUUAUGUCAGAGAUUUCGCCACCUGAAUUCCGUGGCAGAGUCGGAGGACUGUAUAAUCUCAACAUCAAUCUGGGCUAUACAUUGACCGAGUGGAUGGGACUGGGAUUCAGUUACAUCACCUCGGACGUAGCCUGGCGCCUGUUCUUAGGCCUUCAGCAUGUCCCUCCAAUUUUAAUGGCCUCCUGUGUCCCUUUCCUUCCAGAAUCGCCUCGUUUUCUGAUCAUGAAGGGCCGCUACGACGAGGCCUUGGAUGUAAUCAAGAAGCUUCACGGUGGCGCUCCCGGUCAAGACGAUGACUUCUACAUCCGUGAGUUCAAUCAGAUUAAGGCUCAGCACGAACUCGAAGUCCGCGAACGAGUUGGCUUACGCACGAUCCUCAGCCGGCCGUCGUAUCGCAAACGGAUGUUCAUCGUCGUCUUCCAGUUCGCUUUCGCAAUGUUCACGGGUAUCAUCCCUCUUCAAAACUAUCAGGUCAUUCUAUACCAAUAUCUCGGUGUCACAAACAAAAUGGCUCUUGUUAUGGUUGGUGUAUGGGGUACGCUUGGCACUAUUUUCUGCUGCAUUGGCGCUUGGUUCUUCGACAGGCUUGGUCGAAGAAAGUCUUUGCUGGGUUCACUAUGGGUGCAAUUUCUCGCGUCCAUUGCCAUGGUCAUAUUUUGGGCUCGAUUCCAACUCUCUGACAACAAGAAUCUUCUUCUCGGCCGCUUCACUGUUGCCAUGAUGUUCCUUUAUCUUGUCGGAUAUGCCUACAUCAUGAACUCUUUUGGUUACACUUACCCCUCUGAAAUUAUGCCAACACCCAUCCGAGCCGUCGGUAAUGCAGUGGCUUUCUGUACUUUCAACGCCAUUACGAUCAUGUUAGUUCAGGUCACGCCUAUUGCUGUUCAACACAUCUCUUGGAAAUACUUCCUCAUAUUCAUUGUCUGUGAUGCAAUAUUCAUCACAACGGUGUACUUUAUGUGGCCAGAGACAACCGGAAAAACGCUUGAAGAGAUUGCGGCCGUGUUUGGUGAUGAGGUCGCCGUCGAUAUCAAGAAUGCUCAUCAUAACCCGGACAUUGAUACCCCUCCUGAUAUGGACGAGAAGAAAGCUGUUGGAGGUGAUGUCACUAAACUUGAGAAGAUCAUGUAA
Molecule: messenger RNA, 1500 nt
Organism: Verruconis gallopava
Lineage: Eukaryota; Fungi; Ascomycota; Dothideomycetes; Venturiales; Sympoventuriaceae
Exons: 5
Coding region: 1-1500 (499 amino acids)
Biological process (GO): transmembrane transport; carbohydrate transport
Cellular component (GO): membrane
Molecular function (GO): carbohydrate:proton symporter activity
Source: RefSeq, a predicted model, not a curated record